AUGAUCACGACAUUAGAGCAUUUCGCCGUCGAAUUAUUCUGGGAAAUCUUUAGUUAUCUUCAAAUUCAUGAAAUCUUCGAGAGUUUUUUUCAGCUUAAUUCUCGAUUUGUUGCUAUGUUGAAUAAUCUCUCACAUAUUCCUGUUUUCUUGGGUUUCAAUGGAAUGAGUAGAGCAGUGAGCGAAUUUUAUUACAAAUAUUUGUCCGAAUCGAAGAUAUCCGGUGCUCUCGUAUCAUUAUGUGUGUCAAAUACAUUAGCUAUCGGCAAUGAUUUCUGGUUAGUUGAACACGUCUGUACAUUUCUCAAUCUUCGUCAUUUGUCUUUAAUCGAUAUUCAACGUUCUUCUUUUCAAUCAAUUCUUAAUUCAUUGUCAUCGAUUCAUUCUCUCAUUUUCUUCAAUAUAAAUUUUUCAAGUGAGAAUCGUGCUGCUUAUACGUUUCAUGAUGUCCCUGAAGGCGCUUUUCAUGAUCAAAUUUUUCAUUUAUUUCCCUUUUUACGUGAAUGCAAUCUAUUAUUUCGGCGAAAUGCAAAUCCUACUUUAGACCGUCAAUUCAUUCUGCCCCUUGGCAGUACUUUUCUGCCUGUUCAAAACAGUCUUAUAAAUUUACAAAAACUUACAAUCCGUUGCUCCUCAAGUUUUCUCUUACAUUUAUUUGAACGUCUUCCACAAUUGAAAGAACUCAUCUAUAUCCAAACUAAUCCAUGGCUACCUAGCAAUCAUCCACGACGACAUACUCUCCAUAAUCAAAUCAAACCCAUUAAUAAACAUCUGGCUCCGAAUCUCUGCCGCCUGAGAAUAGCAUGGUUUAAUACUAUAGUGAAUGUCAAUACAAUCAACGGAUUAUUUGAGCGUGAUGUUUUAUUUUCAUUAACAAAAUUUAGUUUAUCGGCAGAAGUCGAUGGUCCUAAUGUUCUUCAAGAUCUACAAUCUAAACUUUCCAAUCAAUGUUUAUAUUCAUUUGAUGUUAAAUGGCAUGUUAAGCAGAUAAUAUCACAAUCGGAAAGUGACCAGAUUUUCUCCAAUAUAUUUCAUCAGUUGAAAGGAUCAGCGCCAAUUCGACUACAGAUGUAUUUAUUAGGAUACCAUUAUUUUAUUAGAGCUUCAACAAUACCAGUACUGGAUACAGAUCUAUGUGUCUCUCUCUAUCUAGAUAAAAACACUGUACACAAACAAAGUCCAUGGUCAUAUAAUCAAUGUCUUCUUAACAAUCAAUUAAUACGUUGUAAUAAGAUUAUUAUGAAUAAAGAAAAUGGUCAAAUAAACGAAAAAUUUCUUUCUCUUUCACCACCAAUCGUACCUUGGCAUCAAAUAACAACACUUAGUAUUGCUGAACCAUUUCAUCGAAAUCAUCUUCAUGUUCUGUUUUCACAAGCGACCAGUUUACGUACUCUUGAACUACACUAUAGAGCAGUAUAUCAUUUUCACGUUCCUUGGGAAGAGGAAAGUUUAAUCAAUCUUCUGGACGAUAGUUUUCUGUGUAAUAUACUUAUGUCAAAUGGUUUACGACAACUGAAUCUUUUUAUUGUUUGGCAACAAUCCAAUUUGUUAGACAUUGCCUAUUCAAUUAUUGCACGAUUACCUCAUUUACAAAUUAUGGAAAUACAUGGUUAUAUUUAUGACGUCACUGAAAUGUCACAUAUACUUAUCAACGGUCUCGAGAAACUGACUUUUCUCACACUCAACGACAUAAUAAGAUGUGGUGAAGUCAAUGAGAAAGAAUUACGUGCUAAGCAGCGAAUUUUAAAUACUCGCUCUUUUCGAACGGAAGUUCCUAAAACGAUAGAUGAUGACACACUUUUCAUAUGGUUAUAA
This is a messenger RNA of Adineta ricciae, 1812 nucleotides long. NCBI's taxonomy places the organism in Eukaryota, Metazoa, Rotifera, Eurotatoria, Adinetida, Adinetidae. The record is from the annotation of a GenBank genome assembly.